CAGCCUCUCUAGCUCUCCCUCCUUUCCAGUCUGUAUCUAAACCCCCCCUCUCAGCCUCUCUAGCUCUCCCUCCUUUCCAGUCUGUGUCUAACCCCCCCUCCCCUCCCUGCUCUCCUCUUUCCGUUCGUGACGGAGAUAAUCUCUCCCUGAUGCUGGGCCUGUGCAUGAUGUUGUUCAUCCAGCCUCCAUCAUUCCACGGAGAGAAACAGAGAGUCUCGCUUUUCAAAUGGUCUAUUUCUCCAUCACUCCCUCGUUCGUUCGGGACCAGCUCCUCUCGGCAUUCGUAAUCUAAAUCUGGUCUGAUUUCUGGUUGGUCGAUCUACAUUAAGGGGACGGAACCACAGCAGUCUGCUGCUAGCAGCGGAAAGUACUUAUGGCGAUGACCCCCCACACCGCUGAGGUAGCUCGUCUCUACCAGACAGAGUUUAUCCGUAGCGCCCGGGCGGUGGGCGUCCUCUGGGCUGUGUGUACCCUCUGCUUCGCCAUCAUCGAGGUUGUCAUCCUAAUACAGCCCUCCUGGGUGGGCACCAGAGAGGUUCACUACCAUGGAGGGGGCCCCGUGCCAAAGACUGGUACCCUGGGACUGUUCGAGGUGUGUGUGGAGUCUGAUUGGCCGGUUCCAGAGUGUCGUGGCUCACUGAGCACUCUGACCCCCCUCCCAGCCUUCCAGUCCCCUGCUGUGCUGGUUUGCAUGUCCCUGACCAUGGUCUGGAGCAGCGUCGGCUGCCUCUCCCUCUUCAGAUUCUGCAACGCCGCCACCGUCUACAAGAUCUGCGCUUGGCUGCAGCUUACUGCAGGGUUCUGCCUGGCUCUCGCCUGCGUGCUGUUCCCUGACUCGUGGGAUUGUGCGGACAUGCGGGACCUGUGUGGUGACGGGGUGACCAGUUUCUCCUCCGGAAACUGCUCUGUCCACUGGGCCUUUGUCCUGGCCUUGUUGGGGGUCCUGGAUGCUGCCAUUCUUGCCACUCUGGCCUUUGUACUGGGCAACCGACAGGAUGCUCUGCUGCCAGAGGACACCAAGGAUGUGACAGGGUUUCUGCUGUCUGCUUAGACUGGCUGGUCCCCAUUCUGUGUUAUAUAUAUAUAUAGAACCUUCCCUUUGUUUCCCGUGAUGUCCUCCUCUAUCCAUCUUCAUUGGGUCAAUAAGCACGCUGGAGGAAGAACCCUCUGACUCCUCCCCCUUGGUAUUACAUCACCAUGCAUAUCCUGGUUACAUAAUGUCCCUGCAUGGAAACGGUCACCUGGCAACAGUAGACCUGGAGCUGUGUUCUACUCCCUGAGACUGAAGACAAUGAUCUCCUGGAUGUUUUAAACCCUUGAGAGGCUACUGGUGCUGGACUACGGAGGAGGGAAGAUGGUGACACACCGAGAUAUAGGACAUUAGUGCUGUUACAGUUCAUUUAUGACGGAUUAUAUACAGAUAUAUUUCUCAAUGUUCAGUGUUUGAGGGACAGUGUUUUGUAGGCGUGUAGGAAUGAUGUUUUUAAUGUUGUUUGUUCCCUUUUAAUAUGAGAGAAUAUUUUUGCCUUAUUUCCAUAUCCCCCGCCUGAGG
Oncorhynchus kisutch (coho salmon) is the source of this 1552-nucleotide messenger RNA. RefSeq names its product LHFPL tetraspan subfamily member 4b (gene lhfpl4b). Gene Ontology annotation, biological process: sensory perception of sound. The record is from RefSeq and is a predicted model, not a curated record. Lineage: Eukaryota; Metazoa; Chordata; Actinopteri; Salmoniformes; Salmonidae. The transcript is spliced from 6 exons. The coding region runs from base 374 to 1051 and encodes 225 amino acids. Gene Ontology annotation, cellular component: plasma membrane.